Mauremys reevesii (Reeves's turtle) is the source of this 2657-nucleotide messenger RNA. RefSeq names its product adaptor related protein complex 1 subunit mu 1 (gene AP1M1). Lineage: Eukaryota; Metazoa; Chordata; Testudines; Geoemydidae. Gene Ontology annotation, cellular component: clathrin-coated vesicle; clathrin adaptor complex. Bases 129 to 1400 code for a protein of 423 amino acids. Gene Ontology annotation, biological process: intracellular protein transport; vesicle-mediated transport. Gene Ontology annotation, molecular function: clathrin-cargo adaptor activity. The record is from RefSeq and is a predicted model, not a curated record. The transcript has 13 exons.
GAUUGCGCGCCGGACCCGAGCUCAGCCGGCGGUGGGGGCGGGGAGGACUGAGAGCGGAAGCGGCCGCGUUUCCGGCCGGAAGUGAGCUCCGGCCCGGUUUCUGGGGGCGCCGAGCACCUGGGGGCGCCAUGUCCGCCAGUGCCGUGUACGUGCUGGACCUGAAGGGCAAGGUCCUCAUCUGUCGGAAUUACCGCGGAGAUGUGGAUAUGUCUGAGGUGGAGCAUUUCAUGCCAAUUCUUAUGGAAAAGGAAGAAGAGGGAAUGCUUUCUCCCAUUCUAGCUCAUGGAGGAGUUCGUUUUAUGUGGAUUAAACACAAUAAUUUAUAUCUUGUUGCUACUUCUAAGAAGAAUGCUUGCGUGUCUCUGGUGUUUUCGUUUCUUUACAAGGUGGUUCAGGUAUUUUCAGAAUAUUUCAAGGAGUUGGAAGAAGAGAGUAUUCGAGAUAACUUCGUUAUAAUUUAUGAAUUGCUUGAUGAGCUCAUGGAUUUUGGCUAUCCUCAAACCACUGACAGUAAAAUUUUACAAGAGUAUAUUACUCAAGAAGGCCACAAACUGGAAACUGGAGCUCCACGCCCACCUGCCACUGUUACCAAUGCUGUUUCCUGGAGGUCAGAAGGGAUAAAGUAUAGGAAAAAUGAAGUGUUUCUGGACGUUAUAGAAUCUGUUAACCUCUUGGUUAGUGCCAAUGGAAAUGUAUUGCGCAGUGAGAUAGUUGGAUCCAUUAAAAUGAGGGUCUUUCUCUCAGGAAUGCCAGAGCUUCGCCUCGGUUUAAAUGAUAAAGUACUCUUUGAUAAUACAGGACGUGGCAAAAGCAAAUCGGUGGAACUAGAAGAUGUAAAGUUUCACCAGUGUGUUCGUCUCUCUCGCUUCGAAAACGACAGGACAAUUUCUUUCAUCCCACCUGAUGGAGAGUUUGAACUCAUGUCAUAUCGUCUUAACACCCAUGUAAAACCACUCAUCUGGAUUGAGUCUGUGAUUGAGAAACAUUCCCACAGCCGCAUAGAGUAUAUGAUCAAGGCAAAGAGUCAGUUCAAGCGGAGAUCAACUGCCAACAAUGUGGAGAUUCACAUCCCAGUUCCAAAUGAUGCAGACUCACCAAAAUUUAAAACCACAGUGGGCAGUGUCAAAUGGGUUCCAGAAAACAGUGAAAUUGUCUGGUCCAUUAAAUCAUUUCCGGGGGGAAAGGAGUAUCUGAUGCGGGCUCACUUUGGGCUUCCAAGUGUUGAAGCUGAAGAUAAAGAAGGCAAACCUCCCAUCAGUGUCAAGUUUGAAAUUCCAUAUUUCACCACGUCAGGAAUACAGGUCCGCUACUUGAAGAUAAUUGAGAAGAGUGGCUAUCAGGCUCUGCCAUGGGUUCGCUACAUCACCCAAAAUGGAGAUUAUCAGCUCCGAACACAAUAGUACUUUUUCCAACCAGAACAGAUGACAAAUCUUCAGGUUUUAGCUUAACAACAUUGAAGACUGAAUAUCGCUGUCCACAACUGAUGCAGCACAGAUAAUUGGGGUGCAAGCUUUACCACCCUUAUUCUGCCAUGCUAAAGUGCCUGAGCUAUGCCCCAGAGGGGAGAGAGGAUAGGUCACUGUGCCUGUUUGUUCCUUGUAGAAAUUUGUGUACUAUAUGUAUGCAAUAUUAUAUUAGAAAUACUCUCAAAAUUCCACUGAACAAUUUAGCUUUGAUAUUAGAGGAGGAUUUGUUUCAGAAAGGACUAAUUCUGCUGAAGAUUGUAAUAGCAUUGUUAUUAAAGCAACUGGAAAAUCACAUAUUCAUACCUGGAUAAUUAGAAUAUUAAGCAUGGAUGCAUGUAGUUUUCUGGAGUAAGGUUAUAGGAUUUUAUUAUCCACCAAAAUGUUAAAACAAAUUAAAUCCUCUUACACCAGAUUUUGGUUUACUACUGUCAUUUUUGGUUGAAAUUUUAAUCUUGAGACCAAAUUGACCAUUUUACAAGCUUAAUAUAAAGUGCUUAGCUGACCUGUUACAUAACCCAUCAGAUGAUGUCUUCAGCCUACAUUGUUUAUGUAGUACUUUUAAUUAUUUGCUUGUUAAAUGUGGCAGGUGAUAUAGUUUUGAUUUUCCUUGUUGAAGCAUGUACCUUACAAACCAGAACAGUAUUUUACUGGCUCUUUGCAGCUGCUGAAGUUCGAUUAUAUUGGAGUGGCCAUAGGCAGCAAAGAACAAGAAAUCAUUCUUGCAUCAUUAAACUCCACUGUCAUUCUUCAGUUGCUGUAAGGUAAAAGGGUCUGAAUCUGCCUGUGGAUUAAAGUACCUCCAGUUAACAGAGGAUUGAUUCUGAACUCCUGGAGCAUGUUUUAUAAAUGCUGAAAGUAUUACUUUACUAUGCCCAAUUUGAUUACUAUCACACUGUAAGACUGUCAACAUUAAAUAUUUGCGGUACGCAGGUCAAUUAACUACAUGUGCGUAUUUAUCAAACUGCACAAAUUACAGUAGAAAGACCUUCACAGUUUGUCAUUCACAUUAUCAGAUACUUCAAAAAAGGCCAAUUUAAUCCAACAGUGGCCCAAAUGUUAUGUAUCUACAUUCUAUACGGAUGUAAGGCAGAAAUAAGCUGUGACAUUAAUCUAGUGCUGGUCUUUGUUUAGAGACUAUUUCUAUAUUCCUCUUCCUUUGGCUAAAUAUUAAAAUUUGUUCCUUUACAAUUU